AUGUGGGAUUUCGGUUUAUUCAGUACUGGGUCCUUGCACGGUUCCAGCUUCAGAGAAGCUGCAUACUUCAAAAUUUCUGUAGGUAAUGAAGCCAAAUUUGUGCUAGCUCGGGUGGUGCAAUGGGCCAUUAAGACUAUGGCAGACGACAAUCCCGACAAUUCAGGCAAUAGCACUCGGCUGUUUAAUGCAAUUCAAUCUUUCUUAAAGAAGUUGUCUGGCAAGCUGAAGAAAGUGAGUAGAGGGUUUCCAGUAAAGAUCCUAUUCUUUCUGAUAGGAUUUUACUGUGCCACGGCAUUUGCUACCGUCAUCGGGCAAACAGGCGACUGGGACAUACUUUCUGCCGGAUUGGCUGUUGCCAUCGUCGAGGUUAUAGGCGCUCUCAUGUACAGGGCUUCCUUUGCGCUUCUUGGCAGGAUGAAGAAUAUGAUUUCCAUAUUCAAUUACUGGAAAGCCGGGCUCACGCUUGGAUUGUUCUUGGAUUCGUUUAAGUAUGAAGUGGAUGAACUCCUUGAAUCAUGUAGUCCGCUUAACUUUGAGAUUAAUAUAUUUACUGGGCUUUGCGGGCAUCUUCUUGUGCUGCUCCCACUAGGACAGGCUCCGCUCUCUCCUCUGGUCUUGGCAUCCUGCCAUGCUGCAAGACAGCCUGCACACCAUCAUCUCCAUCGGAAUGGUGCCGAGCAGGCAGCUUCUGAGCACAAGAGCGUGGAAGCGGGAAAAGAGUGCGGCUUGCCUGUGAUCAUGCCUGGGGAUAACAUCCUGAAGUUCUUCACGAGGCUUGGCCCACACAAGACGCGCUGA
This is a messenger RNA of Triticum turgidum subsp. durum (durum wheat), 798 nucleotides long. Lineage: Eukaryota; Viridiplantae; Streptophyta; Magnoliopsida; Poales; Poaceae. The record is from the annotation of a GenBank genome assembly.